UUCACUAGACCAGUGUGUUGAAGGAAGCAAAAGAGGAAGAGAAGCUCUUCUCCUCUCUCCCUCUCCACAGAGUGCUGUAGUGACUAGUGAGGGAUCACUUCCAAUUGGUGGUUGUCCUCCAGGUUUUGCUUUUUUAAUCUGUCUUUGGUUGGCUAGUUUGGUUCUUCUUAUUGGUGGUGGUGGUAGUGGUGGUGGUGGCGGUGGAAGAAGUGUCGAAGUCAAUGGAGAGGAAGCAGGGGUUCUUCUCUGCGCUGAAGGAGGAGGUGGUACGAGGCCUUUCUCCGUCCAGGUCGCGGGCAAGAAGCCCUGGAAGGAGCGCUUCGCCCAUGGCGGUGCUGCUUAGAAGGAGGAAGCCGUUGGCCUCGUUGCCGGAGCCCCUGAUCGCGAGGUCCGGGAGUCUUCGUCCGGUGGGGGAGGCGCUGACGCCGCUCAUGGAGGGGCCGGAUCCAGAGGGCUCUGGGGAUGGAGAAGGCGGGAGAAAAGAAGGGUGGGCAGGGAUACAGCAUUGGAUGAAAGGGCAGCUCCUCUCGAGGACGCCUUCCGUGUCGUUGUCGGCAUACAGCAAGAGAUCCGACCUCCGCCUCCUCCUUGGCGUCAUGGGGGCGCCGCUUGCGCCUGUUCACGUCUGCACCACCGACCCUCUGCCUCACCUUAGCAUCAAGGAUACACCAAUUGAAACUUCUUCUGCUCAGUAUAUCCUUCAGCAGUAUACAGCUGCAUCCGGUGGAUUGAAAUUGCAGAGCUCAAUCAGGAACGCAUAUGCUAUGGGAAAGGUGAAGAUGGUGGCUUCUGAAUUUGAGACUGCGACGAAGGUUAUGAAAAACAGGAACCCAUCAAGGGCCGCUGAAUCGGGCAGUUUCGUACUGUGGCAAAUGAUGCCAGACAUGUGGUAUGUUGAACUUGCGGUUGGUGGUAGUAAGGUGCAUGCUGGUUGCAAUGGUAAGCUUGUGUGGAGACACACCCCAUGGCUUGGAUCCCAUGCUGCAAAAGGGCCUGUGAGACCUUUACGCCGAGCACUUCAGGGGCUGGAUCCAAGAACUACUGCAAGCAUGUUUGCAGACGCGAGAUGCAUAGGGGAGAAACAGAUAAAUGGUGAAGAAUGUUUUAUUCUCAAGCUCUGUGCUGAUCCACAGACCCUGAAAGCCAGGAGUGAAGGGCCUGCAGAGAUAAUUAGACAUGUCCUGUUUGGGUAUUUUAGCCAAAGGACUGGUCUUCUAGUUCACAUGGAGGACUCCCACCUCACUCGAAUUCAGUCAAAUGGGGGGGAUGCAGUGUACUGGGAAACAACCAUCAACUCUUUUCUUGACGAUUACAGGCCAGUGGAAGGAGUGAUGAUCGCUCACUCGGGUCGGUCUUUAGUUACGCUUUUCAGGUUUGGAGAGAUGGCAAUGAGUCACACAAAGACAAGGAUGGAAGAGGUGUGGACUAUUGAGGAAGUGGCUUUCAAUGUCCCUGGACUGUCCAUGGAUUGUUUCAUCCCUCCAGCUGAUAUCAGGUCCGGGUCAAUUAGUGAAACUUGUGAACUACCCCAUGGAGAAAGAGGUAAGGGUAUGGCAGGUGCACAUCGAUCUAAGGUUGCUGCCAUAGGAAAAUCACAGGAUAAUCUUGAUAACAUCAUAUGGAGGGUGGAAGUCUGAUAUUCCGAGUCCCAAAUGCUGAAGCUAUUUGUUCAUAUUGUUAGUGUAGCUUAUUGACCCAUGCAAGCUGGUGGCAAUUGACACUGAUACCCGGAUGAGCAAAUUAGUCGCAUUGUUUGUAAAGAGAGUAGAAUCAAUUGCAGGGUGUUCUGCAGGCAGUAGUAAAUUUUUACUUUUGAUGAGGAAGCUCGCACCGCUUCCCUUCGAGUGUAUCAAUUUGGGUACUGGUGAGAGAUCCGUGGAUAUGGAUUUUUGGCUUCUUUUUUUUUUUUCUCAUGGCUUGUAUUCCAUGCCUCAAAGAAGUGGCGGUGAUCCCUUUAGUUUUGAUCUACUUUUAGUAACUGCUAACUGUUGAUUCUUAAUUUGGAUGUCAAUGUAUUACUGAUAAUCAGUUUCAGAGAGAGCGAGAGGAAGCUCCUUACUCUUUAUCUUCUUCAAGUGUUGCUGUUUGUGGUUUUGAUUGAUAGCCAGGCUGCCAGUUUUGGGUUUGAGCAGUAGUUUCUCUGGAUCAGCAGCGGUAGAAGGCAGGAAAGAAGAUUCAUCCUGUAGGGAAACCUGCUCCAGUCAACCCCAGUCUGUACUUUUGUUCUGAUCUGUUUUUACUCUUGGUGUGAAGAUGGUAAAAAUGUAUACGAAACUGUUUGAUCUAUCAGAAGCUAUUGAAUGCCUUUAAUUGUGGA
Messenger RNA from Nymphaea colorata (pocket water lily), 2317 nucleotides. RefSeq lists its product as uncharacterized. Bases 222 to 1637 code for a protein of 471 amino acids. Lineage: Eukaryota; Viridiplantae; Streptophyta; Magnoliopsida; Nymphaeales; Nymphaeaceae. The record is from RefSeq and is a predicted model, not a curated record. The transcript is spliced from 3 exons.